This is a messenger RNA of Archocentrus centrarchus (flier cichlid), 2534 nucleotides long. Its product is annotated as glial fibrillary acidic protein. Lineage: Eukaryota; Metazoa; Chordata; Actinopteri; Cichliformes; Cichlidae. Gene Ontology annotation, molecular function: structural constituent of cytoskeleton. Gene Ontology annotation, biological process: intermediate filament organization. Gene Ontology annotation, cellular component: intermediate filament; cytoplasm. Bases 94 to 2316 code for a protein of 740 amino acids. The transcript is spliced from 11 exons. The record is from RefSeq and is a predicted model, not a curated record.
AAGGUGUAGGAGUAGUAAGGUGCAGCAAACCACUGACAGGCCUGGGUUGAGUAUUUCCCUUCAGAGAACCACAGCCUCACAAAAACAGCUGCCAUGAGCUUCAGCCCGGAGAGGAUCUCAUCCUAUCGCCGUCACUUUGAGGACAGCAGCAGCUCGUCCUACCAGGUCAGGGUGUCCAGCCCAUCCCCCACCAGGAGAGAGGCCCGUCAUGCCUCCACUGGCUGCUCCACCAGAGCUAGGGCCAGCAGCAUGCGUGUGGACUCAGUGGGACGAAGGACUGUCUCUGCAGCACGCAGGUCUCGCAUGGCAGGAGCGGGUGUGACUGCAGGGGCCAUGGUGUGUGUUGGGCCUAGCGGAGAGCCUGCCAUAGACCUGGAUGUGGCUGCAGCUGAAAACCAGGAAUUCCUCAGCACACGCACAAGCGAAAGACAGGAGAUGGUUGUCCUCAACGACAGAUUGGCUGUAUACAUUGACAAGGUGCGAUCACUUGAGCAACAGAACAAGUUACUGGAAGCGGAGAUUGAGGCCUACCAGAACCGGUUUGAGAAGCCAUCAGGUCUGCGCCUGCUUUACGAGGAACAGCUGAAAGAGCUGAAAAAGAUUGCCGACCAAAUGAGAGUUCAGCGGGACAUUUCCUUGGUGGCCAAAGAGUCUGCAGCUGCUCAACUGGAGGCAAUCAAAGUCAAAUACGAGGAGGCAGUGGAGCUGAGGAAGAAAGCCGAGUUAGACAUCGAGGCCUUCCGUCCAGAUGUGGACAAAGCUACCUCCUCGCGCAUAGCCUUGGAGAAGAAGCUAGAGCAGCUGGAGGUUGAAAUUGAAUUCCUGAAACGGAUCCAUCAGCAGGAAAUCGAUGAGCUCAUGAAACAGAUCUACGCAGCUCACGUCUCAGCUGAGAGUGCAUUCACUCUGCCUGAUCUGGCUGCUGCUUUGAAACAAAUUCAAACCCAGUACGAUGAUAUCGCGGCCAAAAAUCUCCAGGAAAUGGAUUCGUGGUAUAAAAACAAGUUUGAAGAUAUAACCAAGAAGACAUCGAGGCACGUUGAUAAAGUUCGAAGCAUUAGAGAAGAAAUGGCCAGUGCCAAAAAGGAUAUCCAAAGUAAAGAACGCGACUUGGACACCCUGCGGACCAGAAAUGAGGCUCUUGAAGCUCAGAUCCGUGAGACACAAGAAAAGUACAGAAAAGAACUGGAAGACCUGCAGGCUCGGAUCGAAGCCCUCCAGCUUGAGCUGAAAUCCACCAAGGAGAAAAUUGCGCUGCACCUGCGCGAGUACCAGGAGCUUCUGAAUGUCAAGAUGGCUCUGGAAAUUGAGAUCACAACUUACAGAAAAUUGAUUGAGGGAGAGGACCUGCGGCUUUCUGGCAUGGUGCGAACUUUGUCUCUCACCAGCUGUAGCACGACCACCAUUGGUGCUGGGAUGAGCAUCGGCGGAGGAGGCAUGGGAAGUGCGGGUGGAAUGGGUGGUGGACUAAUAGGCCGUGGUGGCGGAGAUGUUGGAGACUUGGGCAGUGGAGUAGGAAUGGGAGGGGGCAUGGAUAUGGGAGGCAUGGGAACAGGUCCAGGAACUGGAAGUCUAGGUGGAAGAAUGGGUGCUGAAGGUACCAGUGGUAAAAAGGGUCCUGCUGGUAGAACAGCUGGGGCAGACCUGACUGGUAGUCAUGGACUGGGAGCUGGGGGUGUAGGUGGACGUAUUGGAGCCAGUGGUGGGGUUGUGGGCAAUGGCAGUGGAGGAAUGGGUACUGGAGGAACAAGUGGUGCUGGUGCUGGCAUUGGAGGUUUGGGGACCAGUGCUGGAGGUGUGGGAAACUUGGGUGCUGGAGGCAAGGGUGACAGUAUUAUGGGUGGGACUGGAAUGGGUGGAGGUGGUCAAACUGGAGGUUCAGGUGGCAUGGGUGGAACCAGCACUGGGUUUGGCAGAGGAAAUGGUGGUGCAGUUGAAGGAAAGAGUGGUGGAAUUGAUGGAGGAAUAAGUAUAGAUGGUAAUAAAGGUCGUGGAAUGCGUCCAGCUGGAAUGGGUGGUGUAGUUGGAGGCAGUGGAGGAAAUGGGGGUGUGGGUAGUGACGAUGCUGCUCUGUCAGGUGUUGGUGGAAUUGUGAAGACAGGAGGAGGAAAGGGUGAUAUGAGUGGCACCGGGGCUGCAUAUGGGUCAGAUGGAUCUGAUAACACUGAGGCCUAUGCAGAGCAGGCUGUGGAGCUGACGGAGAGGAGGACGGUGCUCAUUAGAACAGUCAAAAGUGAGGAUAAUGUGCUGGAGAUGGACCACCAAGAACAGACCUACACCAUCACCGGAGCAGCCGAUGACUCUGACAAUGAGUGAGCAACACGAAUUCCCAAGCGACCUCCUCUUACCCUUAAACCGCCACACCCCUCUGAGCUUUGCACUGACCAAACCCCAUGUCUGGACACUGACCUUUGCCCUGUUGCCCUGGACAAGAAGACCAUGACUGACCCUUUGCUUCAACUCAGAGGGUUGAAGUAACUAUGCCUCACUAGACAACUCAACAUAUUCUCUCAACUUUUGUGUGCCUUGCACCC